Metopolophium dirhodum (rose-grain aphid) is the source of this 1236-nucleotide messenger RNA. RefSeq lists its product as uncharacterized. The record is from RefSeq and is a predicted model, not a curated record. Lineage: Eukaryota; Metazoa; Arthropoda; Insecta; Hemiptera; Aphididae. The transcript has 10 exons. Bases 1 to 1236 code for a protein of 411 amino acids.
AUGGUGUGGUGUGUUGUACAUUUUGUUUUGGACAACACUGUGGAAGUAGUUCCUGGAUUCUGGUAUGCAAAAGGGAAUUGUGCUUGGCCAAGAUCGUCCAAAACUAAAGACAUAAAAAAAGCAAUAUUCAAUCAAGUACGACCAAAUAAGCUUGAUUUUUCGUUUUUUGAAGCACGUUGUUUGAGCAGUAAUAUCGACAGUUUUUCAAAGGCCCAAAAAAAAUGUGAGAUGGCAAAGGGUAAAUCUGACCUUUCUUCGACAGAAGAAGAUAAAUUAAAAAAGAAAAAAAUUAGAAGACAAAAUAGAGUUUGUUUACAAUCUGAUAGUGAACAAUCUGACACAUUAUCUGACAUGAACCAAAAUUCAAUACCAUGUUAUCAUUCUGCAGAUUCAGAUUCUAGUCCUAAUAAAAAUAUUAUUGUAGCCGACAACCAAAACAUAAAAUUUUUAAGACAGGAUAUUGUUCUUGAACGUCGACCUGAUGGUUGGUCGCCAUUAAAAGUCUCUAAAAAUAAUAAUAUUAUCCCUAUACCUAGAAACAAAUCUGAUAACGGCAGUGUUAUUAUGUCUCCAUUAAAAACAUCCAAAUAUACAUCUUCAUCUCAGUCACACGGUGUAAAAAGGAGCCUAUUUGAUGAUAUUAAUAAAAGUCCAAAUAGCAAUGAUUCAAGUUUAACUGCCUGUACGCCAAACAAUUCUAUUAUUAAUGAUGAUCAAUAUGCGAGGUUAUUGAAUUAUAUGCUAACAAUUAAAUAUGAAAUUAAAUCAAUACAUGAGAAAUUAGAUAUAAUUAUUCAGAGAGACGAAGAAAAUACUUUGACAAAAACUAGAGAAUCUCAACUCUUAUACGACACUUGUCUUAUAGAUGAUAAAUUGCCUAUUAAAAGCCAGGAAAAUCUACAAGAAUUUGAAAAUGAGUUAUAUAUUGAUAAAAUUUAUCGGCAUCAGUUGGUCAAACGUUUAUCAUCUGUUGGUGGAAAAUCCAUUAAAAUUAUGGUAAAACGAAUAAUGACUCUAAUGUUUACACCUGAAUUGCUAUGCAAAUUUUCAUACAACGGACGCGGAAAUAAAAAAUGCUCGUUUGAAAAAUUACUUGUGAAUAAAAUUAUUUUUGAAUCUGUGAAAACUAUUAAAAAAUUUGCUGCAUCCGAUAAUUCAACCAACGAAAUUGAACAGGUUAUAAAAUAUGUGCUAAUUCAAACGCCAUUUAAAAUUAGAGAUAAGACAGUUAAAUAA